Molecule: messenger RNA, 1255 nt
Organism: Rhagoletis zephyria (snowberry fruit fly)
Lineage: Eukaryota; Metazoa; Arthropoda; Insecta; Diptera; Tephritidae
Source: RefSeq, a predicted model, not a curated record
AUGCCGACAACGAAUGAUGAACAGCACUUUUCACCCAUCAUCACCACCACCUCCAUUACCAUCCCCACUACCACAGGCGGGGGUCGACGAGCCAAACGUCCGGCCAAUCAGGGCAAAGCCAGGGUGCAACAACAGCAAACACAACAACAGCAGCAGCAGCAGCAACAACAACAACAACAGGCACAGCUGAUCAGCACGAACAUUAUCACAAAGGUGACCAGCAGCGGGGCUCGCUUUGCGGCGGCACUGCCCACCAACAUCCGCGUCAUCUCCUCGCCAAUGAAAAAUGGCCAACUGGCGGUGACAGCGCUGCCCGUCGGCACUGCAGUUGCCGGCAACUGCGCCAACAGCAAGGCCGUCAGUUCGGUGCCACUCUCCGCAGUGGGCUCACUCACACCGCCCACCUCGCCUGAACGGCGUGUCGUUCCGGUGUCGAGCCACUGUCGAGUCACCGAUUUCAAGUCAGCAUCGCCUCACCUCUCCAGUCAUCCUCCUCAGCCUCUGCACAUCAACGGAGUUGCAACCAACCCGAUUCAGGCGGCGGCGGCGGCCGCCUUCCAACUGAGCGCCUCCAAUGUCCUGGUCGCCCUGGGCCAACCCAACUCUGCCGAACCGUCUGCUGUCAUCCUCGCAAACCCAAACCUCACCAGUACUACGCCAUGCAGCAACGCCCCAGGCAGUCGCCCGUCGCCCGUGAAUGGAAAGGGCAGACAGAUGGCUAAUGGGCAGUCUGUGGGACGAUGGAAGUCUGCUGCCAAUCGUCAGAAGACCUCGGCUACCAAGGAGAAUGACACCAUGGCGUCUUCGGAGAGUGCAUCUCCAAACACAUCACCCUCCUCUUCGCCCAUCUCCUCCUCCUCCUCCUCUUCUAACGGCAACAACAACUCCACAGCACUGUCCCUCUCUGCCGAUGGGAAGCGUCGCAUUCACAAGUGCCUUUUCAACGGCUGCAAGAAGGUCUACACCAAAUCCUCGCACCUGAAGGCCCACCAGAGGACACAUACAGGUGAAAAGCCGUACCAGUGCUCGUGGCAGGGUUGCGAGUGGCGCUUCGCCCGAUCCGACGAGCUGACCCGCCACUACCGAAAGCAUACCGGCAGCAAGCCCUUCAAGUGUAAGCACUGCGAGCGGUGCUUCUCACGCUCUGACCACCUGGCACUGCACAUGAAACGACACACCGGCGCAUCGGCGACGGGCAGCGCCAACAGCAAUGGAGGAAGUCCAGUUCAGAGUGGUCAUCUUCACCAGCAUGGAU